AUGUAUAAUCUUAUUGUGUCGAGCGAGGGGAGUGCCGUCGUUGAACGGCUCAAGCGCAACUCCAAUGACGAAGAGGAGGAGGAUGGAGAAUUUGACGACGACAUUGACGACGCCGGAAACGGAAGGAAACCGCCGAAGAAUAUUGCCUCAAAGGUCACAAGAAUAUCGAGGCGCUUGGGAAGAAGAAUUACAGUUUCGGCGGCGGCGGCGGUUCAAUCUUUUCGCGGCUGGGCGAGAAGAGCAACCGAAGAGAGAAAGCAGAGUGACGAAGCGCCCGCCGGGAUACUGAAGAAGUCUCCGCAACAACCCACCCGCCGACUCCCUCCCAAAUCCAGAACGUCAUUCCGGUGAAGAAGAUCCCUGCCAAGGUGGUCACGGCAGGUGACGAACAGACGCUUUCCUUGCGACGGCGCAUCUUUGACCGCAUGAUC
Culex quinquefasciatus (southern house mosquito) is the source of this 431-nucleotide messenger RNA. RefSeq lists its product as uncharacterized. The transcript is spliced from 3 exons. Bases 1 to 351 code for a protein of 116 amino acids. The record is from RefSeq and is a predicted model, not a curated record. Lineage: Eukaryota; Metazoa; Arthropoda; Insecta; Diptera; Culicidae.